GCUUCGACGGGCUGACCUUCAAUGGAGCGGCACAAGAAGGAGAAGCGUUAUGAGUGCGACGUGUGUGGCAAGCCCUGGCAGACCCCGGGCCUGCUCGAGACCCACCGGCGGGUACACACCGGAGAACGCCCCUUCGACUGCUCGGAGUGCGGCAAGAACUUCAAUUGCUACAACAACCUGAAGAAGCACAGCCUCGUGCACUCCGACGAGAGGCCCUUCACCUGCUCUGACUGCGGCAAAGGCUUCAAGUCGUCCACGCAGCUGAGGUUGCACAGACGCGUGCACACCGGGGAGUGGCCCUACACCUGCUGCGACUGCGGCCAAGGCUUCACCAAGUCCAGCAGCCUGCUGGAGCACCAGUACACCCACACCGGCGAGCGCCCCUACACCUGCGGCGAGUGCGGCAAGGGCUUCACCCGCUCCACCGGGCUGCGAAGGCACCAGCGCACCCACACUGGCGAGCGCCCCUACACCUGCAGCGAGUGCGGCAAGGACUACACCCACUCCGGCACCCUGCUGGAGCAUCAGCGCAUCCACACCGGCGAGCGCCCCUACAUCUGUGCCCAGUGCGGCAAGGGAUUCACCCGCUCCAACACCCUGCUGGAGCAUCAGCGCACCCACACUGGCGAGCGUCCCUACACCUGCGCCCAGUGCGGCAAGGGCUACACCCGAUCCCACAACCUGCUGUCCCAUCAGCGGGUUCAUGCCAGCGACCGUCCCUUCCCCAGCCCGGUGUGUGGAGAGCGCUUUGCCGUGGCCUCCCACGCCCUGUCUCACCAGCGCGUGCACACCAGUGGCCAACCCUACGACUGCCCGUACUGCUGUGAGGCAUUUGACAGCUUGCGGGGGUUGCGGCAGCACCGGCGGACCCACGCCGGCGAGCGGCUUCUCCCACUGCGACAACCGUUUCAAGAGAGCAUGGGGGCUGCGGGAGCACUAGCAGAUACACACUAGAGAGAGACCCUUUGUGUGUGCUGAGUGUGGCAAGGGUUCCGCCCGCAUGUCCAGCCUGUGGCAGCUCCGGCGUACCCACGGCGGUGAACGUCCCUUCCCCUGCCCGUCCUAUGGUAAGGUCUUCACCCGCAUUGACCACCUGCUGGAGCAUCGGCGAGUCCACACCGUCCAGCGCCCCUUCACCUGUACACUCUGUGGCAAGGCCU
This is a messenger RNA of Amblyraja radiata (thorny skate), 1160 nucleotides long. Its product is annotated as zinc finger protein 239-like. Gene Ontology annotation, molecular function: DNA-binding transcription factor activity, RNA polymerase II-specific; RNA polymerase II cis-regulatory region sequence-specific DNA binding. The transcript is spliced from 2 exons. Bases 22 to 954 code for a protein of 310 amino acids. Gene Ontology annotation, cellular component: PcG protein complex; transcription regulator complex; chromatin. Lineage: Eukaryota; Metazoa; Chordata; Chondrichthyes; Rajiformes; Rajidae. The record is from RefSeq and is a predicted model, not a curated record. Gene Ontology annotation, biological process: regulation of transcription by RNA polymerase II.